Molecule: messenger RNA, 1365 nt
Organism: Hypoxylon trugodes
Lineage: Eukaryota; Fungi; Ascomycota; Sordariomycetes; Xylariales; Hypoxylaceae
Exons: 2
Coding region: 1-1266 (421 amino acids)
Source: RefSeq, a predicted model, not a curated record
AUGUAUCCUGGCAUGGAUAAUGGUACGAGACGUAAAAUUGAUAAUUCCAGUACCCAAUUUGGAUCGCAAGCCCACAGCGACGGAUUUUGCGCUGCCCGAGAGAACGGAAAGACGCAAACGCAAGCGUCAAAACCGAAUCUAGAAAUCAUGGGACAGGAAUAUCGGGGCCAAACAACAAGACCGAGUAUGGUACGAAUGUUCCAAAAGUGCGGGUUCAUUUCCCUACGGUGGGCGAUAAUUAGGUUACAUGUUGUACGGUUGAGGCGUCGCCAAACCUGGACCCCUCACUCCACGCCAUUCUUUUCCAUCAACAUUGAUAUUAUACCCAGAUGCUUCGUAUCUAUAGGGUUGUCUCUAUCGUAUACGAACGCCCCAGAUGAUGCCGGUUAUUAUAACAUCUGCCCGCGCAUCUCGAUAUCUAGGGUGCUUCCUCUUGCACCGGUCUGGAAGGCAAUAGAGAACGAUGAUGUGGAUGUAUUGCAGCAUAUAUUGGAGAAUGGCGAGGUUAGUGUGAGAGAUUGCGAUAAAGGGGGCAACUAUCUCCUUGAGCAUAUUCUUGAUGAUUAUGCAGUAAAAUGUCUUCGAAAGUACUGCACAGAAUCAGAUCCGGUUGGCGAGGAUCAAAUCCGGACGUACGAGAUGCUCCGAAAUUUUGGAUCUUUCUCCGGGCCGUUCGCAUGGUGGCCUAGCAGCUGUCGCGCUUUUCGGAGUGAUAUUUCUAUCUUUGAAUUUCAUUUAGAACUUCACUUGAAGAUUGGCGCUGAUUUUAAUGCGAUAGUGGAGGAGUUGGUGCUCCUAGAAUGCGCCAUUGAGGUUCUGUCGCGUUUGGCGGCAGGCUUUGAAUGGGGACAGGGCGAAGGGGACAAUGCCAGUUUUCAUGAUGGCAACACCAAAGGCGCCUCAAUUGAAGUGGAAGAAGCCGAUGAAGCAGCCGAAGUAACCCUGCGUCUAUUGAUUUUGACUAUCGAUGCUGGAGCUGAUGUCUCGUUUGUACGUGAGGUCAACGGUCAUGUUCGGUCAAUCACAGACUUUGCAGUUGAACGAGGAAUCGAAGAUUAUUGGGAAGAAGCCCCCAGAACUUGUGGAUACGAUCCCGUCGAAGUUCGUGAAGAAAAUGAACGACGGCGGAAGGAGUACAAGCGCCUUAAUUCAGCGGGGCGAAGCGGCGUUGAUGUCGAAGCAAUUAGGAGUGUACCUUCUACGCGUGGCUUGAGACGUAGGGCUACAGCAGGAGCUAAAGCCGCCGAGUCAUCAGUAGAUGGCUAGGAGGUGCCAUUUUCUUGACAUGUAGUAUUCCAUUCGAUCCGUUCUUGAUUGUUUCAUCGCACCAAGCUUGAUGCUUAGGAUAUAGCGGGUGGAAGGUAA